CAAGUUCAGCCUGCUCCUGAAGGUGAAGCCAAAAGAGCAACUCUGAUCCACCAACACCAAGUCUCUCUCAAGCAGCCAAGCACUCUUAAGCAAGGUCAAAAUGCUCUUCCAACCCAUCCUGACUAGCGCCCUCUCCCUUCUCGUCCUCUCCUUCGGCUUCACUUUUGCCGCGCCAGCUCCCGCUCCUGGCACCCCUAUCGCCAUCCGCGAAGUCUCAACCACCGAAACCCUCGACCCCCGCUCCUUCUCCUCCCGCAUAACCUGGUACAACACCGGCCUCGGCGCCUGUGGCACUUAUUCCAACGACGGCCAGCUCGUUGUCGCGCUGAACCACGACCAAUUCGACCCGUCCACGCCCAACGGCAACCCGAACCGCAACUCGCUGUGCGGCCGCCGGAUUAGAGUCAAUGCCAACGGCAGGAGCGUCACGGUUACGCUGGUCGAUCGGUGUACGCAGUGUCCGUAUGGUGGAUUGGAUUUGAGUCCGGCGGCGUUUUCGGUGUUGGCGAGCACGAGUGUGGGGGUGGUGCAGGGGAGUUGGGAUUGGGUUUAGGGCCCACGAAGAGCAUUGCCUAUCUUACGGGGGAUUUGGACAUUGGGACCUGGGAGAGAGUCAACCUAAACUUUUGAAAGCAGGUGGACUUGGCUGGGGUUUGUGGUGCAUGCCGGAGGGGACAUAAGCAUUGAAACUUGUGAGGGGCUUGAUGCUGGGCUGAGGGAUG
Messenger RNA from Neurospora crassa OR74A, 722 nucleotides. Its product is annotated as riboflavin aldehyde-forming enzyme. The transcript has a single exon. Bases 101 to 553 code for a protein of 150 amino acids. The record is from RefSeq and is a predicted model, not a curated record. Lineage: Eukaryota; Fungi; Ascomycota; Sordariomycetes; Sordariales; Sordariaceae.